AAUAUGUCUGGGCGAGGCAAAGGCGGGAAAGGCUUGGGCAAAGGAGGCGCCAAGAGGCACAGAAAAGUUCUCCGGGAUAACAUCCAGGGGAUUACUAAGCCCGCCAUCCGCCGGCUGGCUAGGCGCGGGGGCGUCAAGCGGAUUUCGGGGCUCAUUUACGAGGAAACGCGCGGCGUCCUGAAGGUCUUUCUGGAGAAUGUGAUCCGCGAUGCCGUGACUUACACCGAGCACGCCAAGAGGAAAACGGUCACGGCCAUGGAUGUGGUUUACGCCCUGAAGCGCCAAGGCCGGACUCUCUACGGCUUCGGCGGCUAAUUUGUUGGGAGAUCAGAUCAAAAGGGAAAAGAGAAGGGGGAAAAGGCCCUUUUCAGGGCCGCUCCAAUUUUCCAGGAAAGAGCUGCGUCCGAUGCAAAGGCCGGGGGCUCCG
Molecule: messenger RNA, 427 nt
Organism: Ahaetulla prasina
Lineage: Eukaryota; Metazoa; Chordata; Lepidosauria; Squamata; Colubridae
Product: histone H4
Exons: 1
Coding region: 4-315 (103 amino acids)
Biological process (GO): nucleosome assembly
Cellular component (GO): nucleosome
Molecular function (GO): DNA binding; structural constituent of chromatin; protein heterodimerization activity
Source: RefSeq, a predicted model, not a curated record